Hemisphaericaspora subhashii is the source of this 579-nucleotide messenger RNA. Its product is annotated as CFEM domain-containing protein. NCBI's taxonomy places the organism in Eukaryota, Fungi, Ascomycota, Pichiomycetes, Serinales, Debaryomycetaceae. The record is from RefSeq and is a predicted model, not a curated record. The transcript has a single exon. The coding region runs from base 1 to 579 and encodes 192 amino acids.
AUGAACUACAUUACAGUUUUAUUAGGAUUAUUUAUUUCAUCUUUCGUCUUUGCUGAAGACUACGCUACUUAUCCUCAGGUUCCCAAGACUGCAAGUAUUAAUGGGUUUGCUGAUCCAAUUGUUGAUUUAUUACCACUGUGUGCCCAAGACUGUGUGAAAUUUGAUACUGGUAACACCCCCUGUCCUUAUUGGGAUACAGGAUGUUUCUGUGUUAUGCCACAAUGGGCAGGAUUGAUGGGUCAAUGUGUUGCUCAAAACUGUGAAGGUAAUGAUGUUGAAGUUGCAAGGUAUUUGGCUACCUCCUUGUGUAAUAUCGUAGGUGCAAAUACAUGGAUGAUGCCUGCAUCAAUUUCUGACGCUCUUUCAUCUGCUGCUGGAACAGCCGAACCUUUAACUACAUUGGAUGCAGAGAUUGUUUGGGUCAUUUCAAGUACUACAAGCGUGCAAGAAACUGGUAGUGCUCUGUCUACUAGUAAUCUGUCCGAAGAUUCUACAAGUACUGGAAAUUUAGCUGCUUUACAAACUGGUAGUAUCACCUCACUUAUCUUGGGAUUCGUUUUAUCCCUUUUGACUUAUUAA